Molecule: messenger RNA, 3378 nt
Organism: Clavispora lusitaniae ATCC 42720
Lineage: Eukaryota; Fungi; Ascomycota; Pichiomycetes; Serinales; Metschnikowiaceae
Gene: POM152
Product: Pom152p
Biological process (GO): nuclear pore organization; protein import into nucleus
Cellular component (GO): nuclear pore transmembrane ring
Molecular function (GO): structural constituent of nuclear pore
Source: RefSeq, a predicted model, not a curated record
AUGGGUGACUCGGCAACUUACCAAAAUGUUGUCAAUGUGAACGAACAUUUCAAGGGUAAAUACACCAUUCAAUACUUGCCCGCUUCGUCUGUGAAGCUCAAUCCAUUCCACUUCGAAAAUAUGUGUAUCGAAUCAAGCCCAGAUUCGUCUUUUUUCCCACACUCAAUACCGUUGCCUAUCGAAUUCAACACAACAUCCGAGGUGGAUUUCAUUCAAAUAAAACAUAUUUCUCCUUCCAACACCAUCUCUCUUAUGAAUUAUACCUCCCGUGAUGUUCGGAAGCUAGCUAAACGUGACUACUCACAUUUGACGGAAUAUCCUGGGUAUGUUCUGAAAGAUGAUCGAGUCUUCUACUUGGAAGUGGAUGUGACGAAGCCGGGAAGUUACUCCAUACACAACGUUUUGGACUCUGAUGGGAUGAAUAUUCGCCCUUACAAAAACAGCUUCACCUUGGGCUAUUGCCCGACUGCUCGAUUUUCGUAUCCUGGUCUAGAACUGGAAUACAUGGCAUAUAAGUGUAUCGGUGGAAAAGACGAUGACGAAGAUUGGACACUUCCGUUGAUUAGCACAUACGGUGUUGGUCCCUUGAAUGUGGAAAUAGCCGCAAUUUCAAAUGGAAGGACAAUCAGCAAGUUUAAUGCCACCAUAUCUGGUGAGGAGUUGGAUCAGGAUGGACUUGGGUGGCUCCAGAGCCAAGAAAUAUCCAGAAACGGUUUAGAGCAAGAAAUUUUACGUGAUCCAUCGCUAUUCUACAAAGCAAAAGCUGGUACCCUUGAAUUUCAAAUUCUCGGCGUCUCUGAUAAAUUAGGUAACAGAAGACCUUACAACCCAGCAUCAAAAGAUAAGGAUGUCAACUACGCUAUUCAAUUAAAGGAAUCUGCAGAGGUGGCACUUGUCGAUUUUAAACCUGGAUCUCCGUUACUUCUUAACCAGACAAAAGCACUUUAUUUUCAAACAAGUCAAUCCUUAUCUCCAUCAGCUACCUUCAUUGUUCAGUUUGAAGAUGAAAAGUCUGCUAGAAAGGAAAACAUCACCCUCACUUUCGCAAACUUAGACGAACUUAAACGUGGAUUUUCCGUGAGCAAACCUGGGCGUUAUUCUUUAAUUGAAGGGCAUGAUAAGUUUUGUCCGUGCGGUGUCAACAGCGGGAAGCAAAUUUCAAUAACGACCCCAGAUCCACCUUCCGUUUCUAUUCGCGGAUUGCCUUUGACUGAUAAAUGUGUUGGAACCGUGGGCUUUGAAUUUACUUUCUCAUUUACAGGGCAGCCGCCUUUUGAAGUAAAUUAUAACGUGUUCAAAAACAGUUCGGGUAUUCUUAGACCCGUACUUAAUGAAAGAGGAUUGAAGGAGCACUCUAAAAAGUCUUCUGGCCACCGGUACCAGUUUCAAUAUAAGCCUCGCCAAGAAGGUAGCUAUGUUUUGGUUUUCAAAAGUGUGAAGGAUAAAUAUUACCAAACUAUACCAGUCCUGAUUCCUGAAGCAGAAAACACUUUUGCCACAUACUUCCAUCAGAGAUCAAAGUAUUAUAUUUUUGAUGGCACUGGAUCUAAACAACUAUCUGUUUGCAAAGGAGGAGUGACAGAAAUUCCUAUUCAUUUUGAAGGUAAUCAUCCUUUUGCCUUUAAAUAUUCUAUUUCAGAUCCUUCGGGGAAGAUCGUUGCUCAAGAAACUGUCAAAGAUUAUUUUCAGGAUUUUUAUACAAUAAGAACACCAGAACUCUCGAAACGUGGUGAUUUCCAAGUAUCUAUUACGGAAGUCUCAGAUAAUCUUGGAUGUCCCGUGGAAAGCUCGGAAAAUGUUGUCGUUAUCAAGGCACGUGGCGAAGCUCCGUCCGCCCAAUUUGAGAAGAGCUCCUUUCAUCAGAUCGUUGAAGGUGAUUCAGUCUCAGUUCCUCUUAAAACAGCUCAUAUCGUUGGAUCACAAAGCAACAAACUUGUUUAUAGUAAGACUGGUUUGCACGAUAAAGCUUCAUCAAAAGACUUGGUCCUUCAAGGCGCAUCCACACUCCAUCUCAAAGAAGAGGGUGUCUAUCGAUUGAAAUCGUUCGAGAACGGUGGGUGUCCAGGUGUGGUAAGUGAAAGUGAAACUAUUACUGUUCUGUUUGCUCCAAAACCUAACAUUACAAUUAUCGCUGACACGAAGCAAUCUUCAAGUUUUGCUCGCCUUGAAUCGAGUUGUCAAAAUGGUAUAAGGAACGUUACCCUUCGCUUGGAAGGACAAAAGCCAUUUGUUAUUCCAUAUGUGGUUACAUACCCGAACGGAAGGACAAGGUCAUCUUCAAUAUCGAUCGAUGACUACGAAGUAACCAUUCCCUUACCAACAAAGGAAAGUGGCAGUUACUUGCACGAAUUUACAACCGUUUAUGACUCGUUGUACACUCAAAAAGCCAUGUCUCGCAUAUCAAAGCAGUCACCUGGUGCUACAGUUCAGUAUGACGUUUUAGAGGCGCCCGAUUUUUCUGUGGACCAGCAAUACAUUCAGCUAUGUGAACGUGCUAGCACAAACAACAUAGUUCCAUUCAAGAUUCCCGUGACAUUUGAAGGAAAGUACCCUUUCACUGUUAAGGGAAGCAUUAAAAAGAAGGAGAGCUUGGAAAAAGAAGCUUUUGAAAUUUCGAACGUCUAUGUGCCCGAAAUUGACUUGAACAACGCCAAAUUGAAACAUGAUUUCUCAGUUGGUGAGCACAUUAUUCAGUUUGACGAAGUGAUUGACGGCAACGGGUGUGAUCGUUCUUCCCUCGAGAAGCAUAAUACUGUUCUGGUAUCCAUCACAAAAGUUCCAUCGAUUUCUAAAAGCAGUACCAAAAGCUACUAUUGUGUUGGGGACCAUAUCUCAUACAAUAUGUCUGGCGUUUCCCCAUUCACGAUCUUUUACCAAUUCAAUGGACAAAAUAGGAAAACAGAACUGGGGUUCGAAUUCCAACGCUUGGCAUCGAAAGCUGGUGAAUUAGCGAUUGUUGCAUUACAGGAUUCCUCGGCCACGCUGUGCCUAGUAAAUUUUACGACAGACGGAGACGUGUUUGAGUCCUUGAAAUUACGAGUGCGUGACUUGCCGUCAGUGGAAAUAAGUCACGGCGACUCGAUCAUUGAAAACUUGAACGAGGGAGACCAGACAGAAAUUACAUUCAAGUUUACCGGUGUUCCGCCAUUUGAGGUGACAUACGUCAGAACUCUCGGCGAAGAAGAAGGAAGACACAAGAAGAGGAGAGGUGCUAAGGAUGUUACUCGUGUGCCAAGGCGUAUCGUGGACACAAAAACCAUCCGUGACAUUCAUGGGUACGAGUAUACGGAAGUUGUGGGCUUAGAAGGUACUUACGAGGCUAUCCGUGUCUCCGAUGCGUAUUGCAGUGCCUCGCGAGAUGUUAAUGAAAUCUUAUAG